Molecule: messenger RNA, 519 nt
Organism: Fusarium mangiferae
Lineage: Eukaryota; Fungi; Ascomycota; Sordariomycetes; Hypocreales; Nectriaceae
Exons: 1
Coding region: 1-519 (172 amino acids)
Source: RefSeq, a predicted model, not a curated record
AUGGAUCCUCCAGCCUCUGCCUUGAACCCCACCGGGUAUAUGCCAAUUGACACAGUCGAAGAUGCCCGUGCAGUUGUCACUCAGUGUAUCAAUGGAGAUCUACAGCUAGUUCCUCGCGGCCCAGACGAUCGAGAAGCUGCUCAAUUCUCGUGGCCGCCGAACGCAGUCUUUGUCUUUGAAGUUUCGGACCAAGCGUCUCGCCCACCCGCAUACUUUGACGAAUCCGAACCCGAAUUUUUCAUCAAAGAUAUCCCGAGUGACACUCAAGUCAAUCUCAGACUGAAAUCUAUAACAAUCGUGGUGGACGGUCGAAGAUAUUGUGUGGUUGCGAUUCUCAACUCGCAGACCAUUACGAAUCCGAAUCUGCACUCCAGACAAGAGAACCAUUAUGGGCAUCCUGAUUCGCAAAUGCUUCGACCCUCAGAGAUAAGACUACGCGAAAUCUAUACGCAGCCUCAAACAUGUGUAGCAGGAUUGGAGGCUGCUCUACAAGAUAUGAGAGAUUCGGGAGUGGAAUGA